CUCCCUGCCGUCAACAACUGGAUUCCAGCUAUUUGUAUUUUCAUCGCUAGCCUGCUCACGGUGAUUUACUGCGUUCGUAAAAAAACGAGUUAACCGACCUGUGUGGAUAUUUAUCCAUUUUCGUUUGCUUGAAACACACUCCAUCGAUAGCUUGUGCCGAUGUGCAGCCAAUGCGAGCUUAAGGACAGACGGGGAGCGGAGAUAACGCCUUGCAUACCGUCCUCUAGCCGCCUCUGAAACCAGCUAACACAGCUAACACUUCACUGGAGAUAACGCUAACUGGCUGGCUGACAGCUGGUCCGGUUAGCUCGUGCCUUUAACAGUAACGUAGCAAAGAUUUACUGGCUGAAACAAUGAGUCGUCUCUGACAUUGAGAGGACUGAGGCCCAGUUGGUUGUCACUGGAGUAACCAGAACCCGUAACUAGCAAGGUGGGUCUCUGUCGACCCUACGCUGGGGCCAUAGAAGAUAAGCGGGGGAACAGUUUUGACCUGCCAGAGCUGCCAAUAUGAUGCCGAUGAUAUUGACGGUGUACCUCAGUGAUGGGGAACAGGCUGUGACUGAGGUGCCCAUCACCCCUGAGACGACGUGCCGCGAUGUCGUCGAGUUCUGCAAAGAGCCUGGCGAGAGCGGCUGCCACCUGGCUGAGGUCUGGAGAGGCAACGAACGAGCGAUCCCCUUCGAGCACAUGAUGUACGAACACCUGCAGAAAUGGGGGCCUCGGAAACAAGAGGUCAAGUUCUUCCUCCGGCAUGAAGAUUCACCAACUGAGGGCAGCGAUCAAGGGAGUCAGCAGUCUCAGGAUCAGACGAGCCGCAGAAGUGGAAACACUGGAGAGAAGCACAAUGAGAAUGGGGUGGGGAAUCAGCGUGUGGAGCUCACACUGUCAGAGCUGCAGGAGAUGGCCACACGGCAGCAGCAGCAAAUUGAGGCUCAGCAGCAGAUGCUUGUUGCAAAGGAGCAACGUUUACGUUACCUGAAGCAGCAGGAGCGGCGUCAGCAGCAAACUGUUUCUGAAAGCGAGAAGCUACAGAGGCUAAAGGAACGUGUGGAGAACCAGGAGGCAAAACUCAAGAAGAUCCGGGCAAUGAGAGGCCAGGUGGACUACAGCAAGGUUAUCAACGGCAACCUGUCUGUAGAGAUUGAGCAAGUUAGCGGCCUGUUCCAGGAGAAGCAGGCGGAGUUACAGGCGGCUGUGCUGAGGGUGGAGCAGCUCAGCCUGCAGCUGGAGGACCUGCGGAGGGGGAAGCUCAACGGCAUACAGACCACACUGGGUGGCCAAGUGACCGGCACUGCAGCACUAGAGCUCCGUAAACUCUAUCAGGAGCUUCAGAUUCGGAAUAAGUUGAACCAGGAGCAAAACAGCAAGCUACAGCAGCAGAAAGAGCUUCUGAACAAGCGCAACAUGGAAGUGACACUCAUGGACAAGCGCAUCAGCGAGCUGCGGGAACGCCUCUACAAGAAAAAAGCUGAGGCACGUCAAAAAGAGAACCUCCCUCUGAACAGAGCCAAUGGGCCUCCGUCUCCCCAGCCAGCUCCUGGGACCCUGGGCCGCGUUGCUGCAGUUGGACCGUACAUCCAAGUCCCUGUACCGGGGCGUCAGGAAGGAGGCUACACCAUACCACCUGAUCCACUGAAGCCUCAGACUCUGGGUGUCAAUAAUCAAGCCAACCAUGGCCGCACUAAGUCAGACGGUGUGCGAAAGCCUCCCGGCCCUUGGAAAGUGUCUGAUUUAGACAUCGUUGUGGACCCGGUACCCCCGUCCCUUCCAGAAUCACACCCGGGCACCGGAGCCUCCACUGGCUCUGACGGCACGUCCCCUAAUGACACUGGUUGGCCUACAGUUGGCAAGACCAACACAACUCUAAAGCCUCCUGAGAGAAGAGACUCAGGGACUGAUAUCCAGGGCAAGAGCCCUCCCUCAGGCUCCCCCGGCGCUCCAAGUGCAGAAAAGGUGCUAGAUACCAAAAUGGUUGUCUCCUCCCCUGCCAUAUCCAAGCCCCAGCCGCCUCCCUAUGGCUCCCACCUAUCCUCCGCAAACUCAGCCAGCUCCUUGGAUCGCCGCAAGGAUGCGCCUCCUCCGCCUCGCCCACUCCCAAACCCGCCAGCUCCCGCUUGGCCUCGAGCCCCCCCCUCAACAGGCUCAUCCUCACAGCAGAUCCAGCAGCGUAUCUCAGUGCCGCCAAGCCCCACCUUCCAGCCUAAUACGCCGCUUUUCCCUCCCGGGCUGAGCGAGCGACUCGAUCCACCACCAGCUGUGGCAGUACGCCCCUUCAUUCCAGACAGAGGGUCACGGCCUCAGUCGCCCCGUAAAGGUCCACCUACCAUGAACUCCAGCUCCAUCUAUCACAUGUACCUCCAGCAGGCAGCGCCAAAGAGCCAGCCACUCAAGCCUGCUCUCAAAGCAGUAUAUGGGAAGCCUGUUCUCCCCUCCAGCUCGACACCCCCCUCGCCCCUGCCUUUUGUUCAGGCGGGAGGGGCCUUCCCAUUGCUCCAAGGCCAACCCACCGGUGAGGACUCUCUGGACGGAGAAUUUGACGAUCACGAGGCCUUCCAGCACCUGGAGCCCUCAGCGCCGCCUCCCAGUGUGGAGAACAUCCCACGACCACUCAGUCCUACUAAGCUAACACCCAUGGUACACUCCCCGCUGCGCUACCAAAGUGACGCUGAUCUCGAGGUGCUCCGUAAAAAGCUGGCCAACGCUCCGAGACCCCUCAAGAAGCGCAGCUCCAUCACAGAACCAGAGGGUCCCAGUGGACCCAACAUCCAGAAACUGCUCUACCAGAGAUUCAACACUCUAGCAGGAGGAAUAGAGGGAAAUGGAGUCAGUGGAUCAGGAGGUGGCAACGGUGCAGGUAGCGGAACACCGUUUUAUCAGCCAGCUAAUCCUCCUGGGUAUCUGGGAGGUGACUCUGUGGCAGAUACAGACAAUGGCAACCUCCUCUCUGAGACGCCACUACCGCCACCACCUGGGGCAGAGGAGCUGGGCUCUGAGGCUCCACCUCCAUCUACUGACGCCAAUGACAACGAGCCACUGCCCUCGCCACCAGAAGGGCUGGGCGAUGCCGCUGAAGCAGAAGGACCAGAGGACGACAACAACAACAAUGUGGGAAGUUCUGAGGCGUCGCUGCCCAGCCCCGUGCUGGAGGUCACCACUCCAGAGGAGAGUGGCACGGUGGUCUCACAGCCCCUGGAGAAACGCACAAACCUGAAGAAGCCAAACUCCGAGCGCACUGGUCAUGGGUUCAGAGUGAAGUUCAACCCUCUGGCCCUCCUGUUGGACGCCUCAUUGGAGGGAGAGUUUGACCUUGUCCAGAGGAUCAUCUAUGAGGUGGAGAAUCCAAGCACUCCCAACGAUGAGGGCAUCACACCCCUGCACAAUGCAGUGUGUGCAGGGCAUCACCACAUAGUCAAGUUCCUGUUGGAUUUUGGUGUGAAUGUCAAUGCUGCUGACAGUGAUGGAUGGACUCCACUUCACUGUGCCGCCUCCUGUAACAGUGUUCAUCUCUGCAAGCUGUUGGUUGAGUCGGGAGCAGCCAUCUUUGCAAGCACCAUUAGUGAUGUGGAGACCGCUGCAGAUAAGUGCGAAGAAAUGGAAGAGGGCUAUAUUCAGUGCUCCCAGUUUCUAUAUGGUGUUCAGGAGAAGUUGGGGGUCAUGAACAAGGGGACAGUGUACGCUCUGUGGGAUUACGAAGCUCAGAACCAGGACGAGUUGUCGUUCAGCGAGGGGGACGCCGUCACCAUUCUGCGACGACAGGACGACAGUGAAACAGAGUGGUGGUGGGCGCGACUCGAAGACAGCGAGGGCUACGUACCCCGCAACCUGCUGGGGCUCUAUCCUAGGAUCAAGCCUCGUCAGCGCUCCCUGGCAUAGUGUCCCACUCCACUGACCUCUGGCUAACAGCUGGACUAGUGACAAAAACCAAGAGCAGAGAACAAAGGAGCCUGGUGCUCCGUCUUCUCCCCGUGGCCAUAACCUCUCCUGGCCUUGUGCUUACAAAAUCCCUUUUCUCUGAAGCAGUGGGCACUGAACUGUGACACACAUAUUUACAUCUGCAUCUCUUAAACCACUCCAACAACCCCCCCACCACCACCACCACACACACACACACACACACACACACAAACAAACAAAAACACACACACACACCUGUCAACCUCUUGCUCUGUCAUUGUCCCAACUUGGUUUUACCCCGAUUCAGUGUCAGCUCUGUAUCAGACAUCAACUUGAAGAAUAAAACACUAACCCUUGUCUCAGUAUUUCUUGCAGUAUUCACACUUCUUGAGCCAUCUCCAUCUCCCUAAUGAGGUCUGUGGUGGCACUGGUUUACAUGACACUAUAUGGUGACUGGAAAAUCAUCUUUAAGGGGUGUGAAGUUGCUGAUUUUUGGCAGUGAAAUGUAAAUGGAGUUAUCAGGCAUGAAGUGUUUUUUUAAUACCAAUUUGAUCCCCAUGCACGAAGAAACAAAAAUGUGCUUAGUGUUUGAUUUUACUGUAGUCUAACCACCAAAGAUAAAUAUGGAUUUGACUAUUUGAUUUCACUUACUCCCUAAGACCUUGCAGAACUGUUGAGGUGUGAGAUAAUCAAUUGAUUAGCUGCUAUCAGUAAUUAUUAACAGCUACCAGGAGAUGAUUUAAAGUCCUGGAUAUUCUCAUGGAGCAGAAAGAUGAUGUUGGAAAUCCUCAGUAUUAACUACACAGACCAGUCAAACCAAAUCCAGUGUAUUAAAGCAAAGAUGAACAUAGAUUGACAGCCUUACAAAUUGUCAUUAAUCACAUUUCCUGAACAUCAUUGCAAGAUGUAUUUGUUUAACCAGUGUCAUCUGUCUGGGAUCUGGAUUCAGGACUGUUGUGGAUUUGUGGCAAGAAUAUGAAAAAUUUAGGAGUGAGGCUUCAGACAAUAAUUGUGUUUUUUUUUUUUCUGUAAUAUGAGAUUUCAAGAUGUAUCAAACUGUCUGAAUGAGCAGUCCAAAUAUUUAUGUGGAGUUUAUAUUUUCGGUAAUCUGAUUAUUCUUGAAAUGGAAAUGGGUAAAAAAAAAAACAAACAAACUGUAUUUUUGCUCGACCAAAAAUGGUUGCCAAAUUAACUGAGAAGCUGUAUCUGGACAAAGAAUACACACCAAAAUAUCUGUAUUUUAUUAUUAUUUGGGAAAUAAUUUGACAGAUUGAGUUUGAUCACACAUUGAGUUAUAAUUUUUAAUUUUUCACUGCAGAGGGAGGCAAGAAUCAGUUCCACAGAAACAGAGAUGUUAGUUCAUUAUGAUAUUGUCAGGUCAGAUUUGUUUUUGUUUUUUUAAUAUUGAUCAACUCAUUCACAGUAUGUAUUUUUGUAAUUAGUCCAGGAAUUUAUGUUAAGUCCCAUCUCACUUCCACUAUCCAUUUUUGCCUUUCUUGUGAUUAAACUUGACAACAUGGAAACAUCACCUUAAAGCAGUAUCUUGCUUGCAGGUAUUUAUUGAAAUACAGACAUUGCACCUCAAAAACACUGGAAUCAUCAGCCAGACCAUUUUACAAACCAUGUUCACCCACUAGACAAAGUUCAUUUUAACAGUCUAUUUUAAUAAGCUCUAUUUCUUUUUCUAGUAGCUGCUAAAUGAGUCUGGUCAUCUAACGCUGCAGUUAUUUUUCUGUGGCUGUGACAAACUCCACUUGAAACACUUAAUCUCAGGACCAACAUGGUGCUGCUGACACUGUUUCACCACUAAACUAGUGAUCAUAUUUCAGUUUUUAUUCUCAACAAACAUCACCUUCAUUUCAGCAGCAAACCAAACAAAAACACAGUCCAAACUUAAAAAACAAAAAACAAAACAGUGUCUUUCAUGGGCAUAAACUAUUGAUAAAUGAAGAGACAGUUAUGUGUGUCCGAAAUAAAUGUUCGGAUUCAGAUUUCAAAUUAGCUUCAGACAAUCCUGAAUUUGCCCCGUUCUCUUCGUCCAGCUGCCCCCAUUUCAGGUAAACACGAUUCCAGGAACACUACUGCACGUGUUAUCUGUCACAUUAUUGAACAUCUAGAGUCUUAUCAACUUGUUCUGAACCUUGAGUGACUGAGUGUUAUGCCAAGUGUGCUAGAGGCUUUAUGAUGGCUUACACCUGUACAUAGUGUGAGGAGAUGUGUUAUAUGUCUGUUUGCUGUAUGGACAAGUGGGCUUUCUGUAUAAACGCUGUACUCACACAAUAAAUUCUGUAAAUGUGAACAAUAAAACAGAAGCUCUGGCAUGAAGAAUUUCUUUCAGUUUCCUAUCAGCAAACAAUGCAGUGUUACGUUUUAUAAAGUGUAUAAAUAUUGUAAGAACCACUGGGUGGCAGUGUGACUGAAGUUUUCCUUUCUGUAAUAACAUGCUCAUGAAACAGCACUAUGCCUGAAUAAAUACAGGAUUUACUGAGAAA
This is a messenger RNA of Seriola aureovittata, 6386 nucleotides long. It is a transcript of the gene ppp1r13bb, whose product is annotated as protein phosphatase 1, regulatory subunit 13Bb. The coding region runs from base 508 to 3873 and encodes 1121 amino acids. The record is from RefSeq and is a predicted model, not a curated record. Gene Ontology annotation, cellular component: nucleus. Gene Ontology annotation, biological process: regulation of apoptotic process. Gene Ontology annotation, molecular function: p53 binding. The transcript is spliced from 19 exons. NCBI's taxonomy places the organism in Eukaryota, Metazoa, Chordata, Actinopteri, Carangiformes, Carangidae.